Messenger RNA from Cygnus olor (mute swan), 1013 nucleotides. RefSeq names its product natriuretic peptides A-like. The coding region runs from base 77 to 763 and encodes 228 amino acids. The transcript has 2 exons. Gene Ontology annotation, molecular function: hormone activity; hormone receptor binding. Gene Ontology annotation, biological process: cGMP biosynthetic process; receptor guanylyl cyclase signaling pathway; neuropeptide signaling pathway. Gene Ontology annotation, cellular component: extracellular region; cytoplasm; nucleus. The record is from RefSeq and is a predicted model, not a curated record. Lineage: Eukaryota; Metazoa; Chordata; Aves; Anseriformes; Anatidae.
GAUAGGAUAGGAUAGGAUAGGAUAGGAUAGGAUAGGAUAGGAUAGGAUAGGAUAGGAUAGGAUAGGAUAGGAUAGGAUGCAGCUGCCGGCUGUGUGCUGCAGGGCCUGGCUGCUGCUGCUCGUCCUGCCCUGGGCCGGGGCUCAAGCAGCCGGCGGCGAGCACGGUGCGGAGCUGCGCUCCCUGCAGGACCUCCUGGAGGCGCUGGGGCAGCUGCGGGAGGAGGAAGGGCGGCCGGCUCUGGAGGACGAGCCGGAGGCCGGAGCUGAGGACGGCGGCCCCGAGUGGGACCUGCCGGAGACCCCCCUCCCGGCCCCCAGCCCGACCGAGCCAGCGGAGGGGCAGAGCCGGUGGAGGAGCCUCCUCUCCUCCUCCCGACGGAGGCACUUCUCCGGCUGCUUUGGGACGAGGAUGGAGAGGAUCGGCGCGCAGACGGGGCUGGGAUGCAACCACUACAGAGCCCGUAGGUCCCGGCUCGGCCCCGGCGCUGCCCCGCGGCUCGUCCCGGCCUGCCACAGCCGAGGGGUCCGGGGCAGGCGCUGGGGCACCCCCGCAGCUCUCCUCCCCUUUUCUUCCAGGUUUCUGGAGGAGAGGGAGAAGCUGAAGCCGGGACCGGCAUCGUCGAGCCUCCGGGCCGGCGUCCAGCCGCCGGGCAGCCACGCUCCCCCCGGAGCCUCGGCGGGGCUGGGGUACGCAGCAAUAAACCUUUUGUACAAAGCGUGGCCGUCUGUGAGUGGUUUGUGGGGUUUUGGGGUCACGGUGUAGCACACGGAAAACCCCCGCAGAGCCCUCCUCCUCCUCUGCACGGAGGGUCCUUGACACGGGCCGGAGCAUCCCGCCGGGUCUGGGGCAGCUUUAGCCCGAGGGCUGCGGCAGCAGGAGGGGUGGUGGCGGCACUGUCGGGCACUGUCGGGUCCUGUCGCAGGCAGCCCGGGCUGAGCCCUGCCGGCAGCGCCGAGCUGGGCACGGGGCAGCCCCGCGGGCACGGGGCUCGGCGGCUCUCAGAGCGAGCUGG